This is a messenger RNA of Rhineura floridana, 3878 nucleotides long. Its product is annotated as zinc finger protein 420-like. Gene Ontology annotation, molecular function: RNA polymerase II cis-regulatory region sequence-specific DNA binding; DNA-binding transcription activator activity, RNA polymerase II-specific. The transcript has 8 exons. Gene Ontology annotation, biological process: regulation of transcription by RNA polymerase II. Gene Ontology annotation, cellular component: nucleus. Lineage: Eukaryota; Metazoa; Chordata; Lepidosauria; Squamata; Rhineuridae. The record is from RefSeq and is a predicted model, not a curated record. Bases 4 to 3777 code for a protein of 1257 amino acids.
UGGAUGGGGGAGAGGGGGGAGCGGUUUCCAUUCAUAAUCCGGGAAGAGAACUUGGCCACGAGGAGGAAGAGAGAAAAAAGAGCCCUUGAGAGCUGCUCCCUACAAAACGUGCAUCGUGGUGAAAGCUGUGGGAGUCCCAGAGCUGGCCUAGUUUACUCCUCCCUCUCAGGCAGCGCCAUGGCCUCAGAGGCACCGUCCGGAUUGUCUUUUCUCUGGGAUGGAGUGGAAAGAGCAGCCGGGCAGCCCCAUCAGGAUCUGUUGCCCUUCCAGGGUCUGGUGACCUUCGAGGAGGUGGCCGUGUAUUUCACGGAGGAGGAAUGGGCCCUGCUGGAUCCCGGCCAAAGAGCUCUGCAUAAGGAAGUCAUGGAGGAGAAUUAUGAGACGGUGGCCUCUCUCGAGUCGGACCUCCAGUCGUGUUGGGAAAAAAGAAAAGAUCCUUUUAUCCAGGAUCCUAAAGACAAGGCGACAUCAACAGCAGGUGACAGGCAGAAGAAUGAGAAUUAUACAGAACCACGGAUGGUGCCACUGGUAAUAGCCAAGAGUGAAGGUCAAAAAGAGAUGUUUGGAAAUCACGGAGGACCAAAAAAGUCUGAAAGAAACCAGCCAAAGAAUGGGAGCAAGAAAUCCUCUUCUUCUCAUCAAAGAACACACACUGGAGAAACACCAUUUAAAUGCAUGGAGUGUGGAAAGAGCUUCAGUGUGAAGAAUAGCCUUAUUUCACAUCAGAGAACCCACACAGGAGAAAAACCAUUUAAAUGCAUGGAGUGUGGAAAGGGUUUCAGUGUAAAGAAUAAUCUUACUUCUCAUCAAAGGACCCACACAGGAGAAAAACCAUUUCAGUGCAUGGAGUGUGGAAAGAGCUUCAGUGUAAAGAAUAGCCUUACUUCACAUCACAGAACCCAUACAGGAGAAAAACCAUUUAAGUGCAUGGAAUGUGGAAAGAGCUUCAGUGCAAAGAAUAACCUUACUUCACAUCAAAGGACCCACACAGGGGAGAAACCAUUUCAAUGCAUGGAAUGUGGAAAGAGCUUCAGUGUAAGCAGUAGCCUUAUAUUACAUCACAGAACCCACACAGGGGAGAAACAAUUUAAAUGCAGGGAGUGUGGAAAGAGCUUCAGUCAGAAUGGUCAUCUUACAUUACAUGAAAGAACUCACACAGGGGAGAAGCCAUUUCAAUGCAGGGAGUGUGGAAAGAGCUUCAGUCGGAACAGUAGCUUUAAAUAUCAUGAAAGAACCCACACAGGGGAGAAACCAUUUAAAUGCAAGGACUGUGGAAAGAGCUUCAGUGUAAGCGGUAACCUUAAAUUACAUUACAGAACACAUACAGGAGAGAAACCAUUUCAAUGCAAGGAGUGUGGAAAGAGCUUCCGUGUUAGCAAUAGCCUUAAAUUACAUCACAGAACCCACACAGGGGAGAAACCAUUUAAAUGCAGGGAGUGUGGCAAGAGCUUCCGUCAGAGCAGUAGCCUUACUUCACAUCAAAGAACCCACACAGGGGUGAAAGCAUUUAAAUGCAUGGAGUGUGGAAAGAGCUUCAGUCGGAGCAGUAACCUUACUUCACAUCAAAGAACCCAUACAGGGGAGAAACCAUUUAAAUGCAGGGAAUGUGGAAAGAGCUUCAGUCAGAGCAGUAGCCUUACUUUACAUGAAAGAACCCACACAGGGGAGAAACCAUUUAAAUGCAUGGAGUGUGGACAGAGCUUCAGUGUAAGCAGUAAUCUUACAAAGCAUCACAGAACCCACACAGGAGAGAAACCAUUUAAAUGCAGGGAGUGUGGAAAGCGCUUCAGUCAAAAUGGUCAGCUUACUUCACAUCAAAGAACCCACACAGGGGAGAAACCAUUUCAAUGCAGGGAGUGUGGAAAGAGCUUCAGUCAGAGCAGUAAUCUUAUGAAGCAUCAAAGAACCCACACUGGAGAGAAACCAUUUAAGUGUGUGGAGUGUGGAAAGAGCUUCAGUCGGAGCUGUAAACUUACUUCACAUCAAAGAACCCACACAGGGGAGAAACCAUUUCAAUGCAUUGUGUGUGGAAAGAGUUACCGUAUAAGCAGUAGCCUUAUAUUACAUCACAGAACCCACACAGGGGAGAAACCAUUUAAAUGCAUGGACUGUGGAAAGAGCUUCAGUGUAAGCAGUAACCUUAAUUUACAUCACAGAAUCCAUACAGGGGAGAAACCAUUUAAAUGCAGGGAGUGUGGAAAGAGCUUCAGUGUAAGCAGUAAACUUACUUUACAUGAAAGAAAGCACACAGGGGAGAAACCAUUUAAAUGCAGGGAGUGUGGCAAGAGCUUCAGUCAGAAUGGUGAUCUUACAGUACAUGAAAGAACCCACACAGGAGAGAAACCAUUUAAAUGCAGGGAGUGUGGAAAGAGCUUCAGUGUAAGCAAUAGGCUUAAAUUACAUCACAGAAUACACACAGGGGAGAAACCAUUUAAAUGCAGGGAGUGUGGCAAGAGCUUCAGUCGAAGCAGUAGCCUUAAAUUACAUCACAGAACCCACACAGGGGAGAAACCAUUUAAAUGCAGGGAGUGUGGCAAGAACUUCAAGUGGAGCAGUAACCUUACUGUACAUCAAAGAACCCACACAGGGGAGAAACCAUUUAAAUGCAGGGAAUGUGGAAAGAGCUUCAGUCAGAGCAGUAGCCUUACUUUACAUGAAAGAACCCACACAGGGGAGAAACCAUUUAAAUGCAUGGAGUGUGGACAGAACUUCAGUGAGAGCGGUAGCCUUACUAAACAUCAACGAACCCACACAGGGGAGAAACCAUUUAAAUGCUUGGAGUGUGGACAGAGCUUCAGUGUAAGCAGUAAUCUUACAAAGCAUCAAAGAACCCACACAGGAGAGAAACCAUUUAAAUGCAGGGAGUGUGGAAAGCGGUUCAGUAGGAAUGAUCGCUUUAUUUUACAUCAAAGAACCCAUACAGGGGAGAAACCAUUUAAAUGCAGGGAGUGUGGAAAGAGCUUCAGUGUAAGCAGUAGCCUUACUUUACAUCACAGAACCCACACAGGGGAGAAACCAUUUAAAUGCAGUGAGUGUGGAAAGAGCUUCAGUCAGAGCAGUAACCUUACUUCGCAUCAAAGAACCCACACAGGGGAGAAACCAUUUAAAUGUAUGGAGUGUGGAAAGAGCUUCAGUCGGAGCAGUAAACUUACUUCACAUCAAAGAACCCACACAGGGGAGAAACCAUUUCAAUGCAUUGUGUGUGGAAAGAGUUUCAGUGGAAGCAGUAGCCUUAUAUUACAUCACAGAACCCACACAGGGGAGAAACCAUUUAAAUGCAGGGAAUGUGGAAAGAGCUUUAGUCAGAAUGGUCACCUUACAUUACAUGAAAGAACCCACACAGGGGAGAAACCAUUUAAAUGCAGGGAGUGUGGAAAGAGCUUCAGUGUAAGCAGUAACCUUAUUUUACAUUACAGAACCCACACAGGGGAGAAACCAUUUAAAUGCAGGGAGUGUGGAAAGAGCUUCAGUCGAAGCAGUAAACUUACAUUACAUGAAAGAACCCACACAGGUGAGAAACCAUUUAAAUGCAAGGAGUGUGGAAAGAGCUUCAGUGUAAACAGUAGCCUUAAAUUACAUCACAGAACACACACAGGAGAGAAACCAUUUAAAUGCAGGGAGUGUGAAAAGAGCUUCAGUCAAAAUGGUCACCUUACAUUACAUGAAAGAACCCACACAGGGGAGAAACCAUUUAAAUGCAAGGAGUGUGGAAAGCACUUCAGUCAGAGCAGUAGCCUUACUUUCCAUCAAAGAACACACUAUGGAUUGACUUUUUAAAUGCAUGGAGUGUGGAAAGAGCUUCAAUGUCAGCAGUAGGCUUACAUUACACCACAGAACACACACAGGGGAGAAACCAUUUAAAUGCAGGGAGUAUGGAA